Molecule: messenger RNA, 408 nt
Organism: Racocetra fulgida
Lineage: Eukaryota; Fungi; Glomeromycota; Glomeromycetes; Diversisporales; Gigasporaceae
Source: the annotation of a GenBank genome assembly
AUGCGUGAAUGUGUACAUAAUGACGGAGAAAUAACCGAAAUAAUUGGUUAUCCUUGCGGAAGCACGUUCGUGGACAAAGAAUUUCACAAAUUUAUAGGAGCAAAGUUGGAUUACAUGCUUUAUCAGAAUCGAAAAAUUGAAAUGGAAAUUGCAGGAUGGAACAUCGAAUUAGAUUUCGCUUCUGUCAAGGAAAUGUUUGAUCCCGAUGUCAAUAAAAUUCUCGAAUUGAUUUCAGAUCAAUUAAAGGAUUUAAAGAAAAAUGCUCGGUUAUAUUUGGUUGGAGGGUUUGCGGAAUCAGCAUAUUUGUUAGACAAAAUUAAAGAAAAUUUUAGAUUUCAAGUAGACAACAUUUGCGUUCCAACAUUACCCAUUGCAGCAUUGGUUCGAGGAGGCUUUUAUUAUAGAUGA